UUAAUCAACCCCUCCAAACCCUUUCCCUCAUUCACAACAAGACCUCAUCAAUCUUUGAUCACCCUUCACGAGUUCACUUCACUCCUCCAAAACACAAAACCUUACUUCAAUAUCUUUCUUCAACUCACAUAUGGACAGCAAAAGCCACACACACAGAACGGAAAGAACACUAGAGCUCACAGUCUUAUCCGCGGAGGAUCUCCGCGUGGACCGGAACCUCAACACCGAGAACAUAUAUGUUGUGGUUCGAGCCGAGUCCAUCCACUCAUAUGCUACCGGCACUGCCGGUAGCAACAGCAACAGCCACAACAAUUUCUCGUGGAACGAGAAGUUGUUGGUGGACAUGCCAGUCCAUGCAAGGUCUAUAACGUUGGAGGUGAAGUGCAAGACCUCAAGGGGUAGUGGCAGUAAGGACAUAGGGGUGGCGAGGGUGGCGGUUUCGGAUUUUUUAGGUGGUUCUGUGCCGGAUGAUUGCUUGCAGUUCUUGAGUUACCGGUUGAGGAAUUGGGAAGGGAAGCGUAAUGGUGUUGUUAAUUUUUCUGUAAGGCUGAGGACGCGGGAACGUGUGGCUGCAACGCCGGAGAUGGUGGUGGGUUCUUGUGGAUUUCAGAUUUCGAGAGUUUCUGUUACUGGCGGUGUUGUUACUGGUGUUCCCCUUCUGUGGAACAACUAUGCAAGUCGCAAUGUUUGAAAAUGAAAAACUUGAAAAAUUGAAGAAGGUGUUAUGCUUCGCUUUUGCCAGAGAAUUCUGGCUGUCAAUUAUAUGUAAUACAAAAGAAUGAUUAGGAAAACAUAAACUUACGGUUUUAUAUAUGAAAUCAUGUGCUAUAUUUUGAAGCUUAAAUAAUCAUCAAAUGUUUCAAAAGUCCUUCAUCA
Messenger RNA from Lotus japonicus, 876 nucleotides. RefSeq names its product BON1-associated protein 2-like. Bases 131 to 691 code for a protein of 186 amino acids. Lineage: Eukaryota; Viridiplantae; Streptophyta; Magnoliopsida; Fabales; Fabaceae. The record is from RefSeq and is a predicted model, not a curated record. The transcript has a single exon.